Molecule: messenger RNA, 649 nt
Organism: Corylus avellana
Lineage: Eukaryota; Viridiplantae; Streptophyta; Magnoliopsida; Fagales; Betulaceae
Product: CLAVATA3/ESR (CLE)-related protein 12-like
Source: RefSeq, a predicted model, not a curated record
UCUCCGCAUCUGCUGCACCUUAUAAUAAAUCUCUCUCUCUCUCUCUCUCUCUAAGAUAGACAUAUAGUAAUAAUCAUCAAGCAUCCAAAAUUUAGCAGUCUCAUGGAAGCAAUCACUCUCCCAUGUCAACCUUGUGCAAUAUUUCAUAUGCUACCCUAGCAUCUUCAAGCUGUCAACCCUUCCAAAACCCUCUUUCCUCUCUAAAAUCCCACCUUUUUUUCUUCUUUUCAUUUCAUCACCUCAAUCUCCAUGCUCUCCCUUCUCUUCCCUUUUCUCCCCCACCAUGGCUUCAAGGCUUUUUCAUUUGUUUAGCACCAUUCUUUGGCUCUCUCUUUUCUUGUUAUUCUUUCAUGGGUGGUUCAACACCAGCAUCCACAGCAACCACACAUCUCUCUCUCAUCACCAUCACAGUACUUUGAGCAGCAGGAAAGCAUUGAGUAGCAAAAUCGACUUCACCGCCUUCCUCCGCCACCGGCAUCAGCGGCCUCACCGCCCUAGUCAAGCCCCCGUGCAGCCCGGAGCUGAGAUCGACCCGCGUUAUGGUGCUGAAAAGCGCCUUGUCCCAACUGGUCCAAACCCAUUGCACCAUUGAGGUUUUGAUCUUGAUCUUGUUGUUGUAAUCUUCUUAAUUUAUUCUUCCAAAAAAGAA